AAGAGAAAGGAUUUGUUAACAAUAAGAUGAAUGGGCAAGCAUUCAGGGGUGAACUUAAAAUUGGAGCUAAUGCAAUACCUCCCAGCCUUUCUACAAUGACAAAAAGCAAAUUUGAUGGAGUCCCCAGACCAUUUGAAGAAAAUGUUGAGAAGACAAGGGAGGAAAAACAGAAACCUAAAGAAAGACGUGAUGACAAACCAAGAGAGAAAAACAAGGAUAAAGAUAGGGAAAAGAAAAGUCAUGGAAAGCAAAAAGACAAGGAAAAAGAGAAGAAAAAGGAAGAGAAGGCGAAGGACAAAAGUGAACACAAGAAAAGCCAGGAGGAUAAAUCAAGAGACAUCAAUAAGAAUGACUUUGUUGGUCUUAAUAACAAUAAACUUCCACUUAUAUCCAAGGAAAACAUUGCUGGUACAGUCAACGUGGGAAUUGUCAGAAAGAGGAAGGAUGUUGAAACUAAUGGUUUCCUGCAUGAGAGUGAACUCAGGCCUGCUAAAUUGCUGCGGCCGUCAUCCUCUCAGCAGCCGACACAGAAUGGAAAAAAAUUUGACACUCACCCAAAAGCAGACCUGUUCUCCUCCAGUAAACAGGAAGUUGCUACUGAUAUUAAAGUGGAAAACAAGAAGCACAAGGUGAAUGGUGGUAUAGAAGGCCAGCCAUUAUGCAGUGUUGAGGCAAAGGCUUCAUCCAUCAUUCCUGGUGCUGAUCAAAUAGCUGAAGCAUCUAAAAGACCUCCUCAUCCCGAUUCCAAAUACUUAAGCCAGAUACUCUCAGUUCCGAAGGUGGACGAUUGGUCUGGGUUUGAUGACCAGGAAUGGUUGUUGGGAAGCGAAAGAACUCCGGCUAAGAAAGCUGAGACGUGUCCAGAUGAAGUCAAUAAGGAACAUUGGGUAUGGUCUGAAGCUUUGCAAAUAGAGGCUGCUGAUGUUUGUGCUCUGCCAUAUGUUAUACCUUAUUGAAUGCUAUUAACAUGAUCUGACAUGAUGAGUUUCCAAGGACGAAACUCUGUCAGCUGUGCAGGAGCAAGCAUCUGGCUUCUAGAGGCCCGUACUCGGUUUUGAUUGGAUUCUUUCUCACCCCUCUAGCCCUGGUGGUCUUGCUGGUGGCAGUUUGUUCUGACAUUGAUUCAGAAAUCUUGAUCGCGGCUUCUUCCUAUACCUAUGAAUUCCAUCGGACCCAAAAAAUGAUACAUUGGAAGAAUGUCGGGUCUUUACAAUAUCAAUAGGUUGAUUGUUUUGCUCCUGUAACUUCCCAAAGGAAAAAAGAUCUUCGAGAGCUUUCAAUCACCAUGGCUGAACGUUGCAGUAGCUUAGACGGAGGGGCAACUUAUUGCCAUAUAUCUGAUAACCCCACAGAUGGAACGGCGGGAUAGUGUGUCUAGGAAGAUGCAUAAGCUUAUGCAAGUUUAUUCUAUUUGCUUAAAAGCUUGGAUGCUCUUUCUAAUUGAGUGUAAAAGAACUAGCUUUUGUGGUCUUUACAACUCCACAAUUUUGAAUUGUAACAUAGUAUUACUAUAGUUGUAAGA
Messenger RNA from Nicotiana attenuata, 1522 nucleotides. RefSeq names its product glutamic acid-rich protein-like. The coding region runs from base 27 to 956 and encodes 309 amino acids. The transcript is spliced from 2 exons. The record is from RefSeq and is a predicted model, not a curated record. Lineage: Eukaryota; Viridiplantae; Streptophyta; Magnoliopsida; Solanales; Solanaceae.